GAAAAAAUCUUUUUAUCAAAUAAUGUCUCAAAGACCACCCGCACCAUCAAAUCAACCUCCUCAACAACCCCAAGCACCUUAAUAUCAUCCAUAAGCACCACAAUAUGCUCCUUAAUAUGCCCCUUAAUAUGCUCCUUAAUAUGCCCCUGCUCCAUUAGCCACAUAUCCAGCAUAAUAUGCACCUGCAUAUGCUCCCGUUGCCCCAUUGACAUACAGCGUCGCCAGACCAGUGGCUCCAGUCGUCGCUCAACCAGUCGUCUAAGCCCCAGUUUUACAAUAAUCAGUCAUCGCUCAACCAGUCGUUUAACAACCAGUCCAUGCAACAAUCAAGGGAGAAUCAAGAAUCGAAUACGUCCCCUACUAAAAGGCUGUCAUGGAAUAUGAAGAAUAAGAAGUCGUUCAAUAUGUCCCAAGAGAAAGAAAAGUCACAGAUUAUUAUGCAGUUGAAUAUUAAACAGAAUACGUCCCAUAAGUUUUCCAAGAGAAAUACACAGAGUAUGUCCCAGUCGACAGAUAUCAAGAGAGAGUUGAGUACUAUCCAGUUGAGAGACAAGUUGUUCAUUAAUAAGUCGUCCAACAACCAGUCGUCUAAUAAGUGGUCUAAUAACCAGUUGUUUAAACAAUUGCACCAUAACCAGUUGUUUAAUAAUUUGUACAAUAACCAGUCAGUGUUGUCUAACCAGUUUAGACCUAUCCAGUCUAAUAUGCUGCCCCAAUCAUUUCAUCAAGAGUGAUUCCAUCAUAUCCUUAAUAUCCUUAAUAUCACCCAGCACCACAAUAAGUUUAAUAAUAACCUCCCAGAUCAAAUUUGAACAAUAACAUUUGAUAAAUUAUAAGUACAUCAUAAAAAAAGAAUUUUGCUUAUUAA
Paramecium tetraurelia is the source of this 868-nucleotide messenger RNA. RefSeq lists its product as uncharacterized. The record is from RefSeq and is a predicted model, not a curated record. Lineage: Eukaryota; Ciliophora; Oligohymenophorea; Peniculida; Parameciidae. The transcript has 5 exons.